AUGGCGCCCCCCGUCUUGCUCUCGAGGUCACUGGACUGCGCACUGGGUGUCUUCACCGGUUUCUUCGCCUGGUAUCUACACGAGACCCACCCGAGAACGGCGUUGCCCGAGGACCAGCGGCUGCUGAAUCUCGUCAAGUGGAAGCUCGAGAAGAGUAGGCUUGCUCGUGAGGAGAGGAAUAGGAAGUUGGAGCAGGAGAUGGGGGACUUGUAG
This is a messenger RNA of Schizophyllum commune H4-8, 213 nucleotides long. RefSeq lists its product as uncharacterized. NCBI's taxonomy places the organism in Eukaryota, Fungi, Basidiomycota, Agaricomycetes, Agaricales, Schizophyllaceae. Gene Ontology annotation, biological process: protein secretion. The record is from RefSeq and is a predicted model, not a curated record. The coding region runs from base 1 to 213 and encodes 70 amino acids. The transcript has 2 exons.